AUGAACACCCCAGCAGGCAGCGCGAACGAGCCGGUCCUCCGCUACACGGCCAAGGCCACCCCGGAGCACCUGGCCACGGCCCAGUCGAGCUCCAUGCUCUCGACCGUCUUCCGCUCCGCCGCGCCCGAGCUCACCGCCCCUCACGAGGUCUACUACCUCCCGCUCGACCGCAUGGGCCUGCGCGCUCCCGCCACCCCCGAGCACUGGCGACCCACCUCGCUCGACUACCUCGUCCGGGUCCCCGCAGCUGACCCGGCCACCGCCGCUGUCUAUUCGGCCCAGUGCGACCUGAACACGGGCGAGGUGCUGGCCCAGGCCCAGGCCGAGCACGCUGAGAGUGGUAAGCUCUACGAGCCGCGAAGGCUGGCGUCGCCGCAGCUGCACGUGACGGCGCUGUGGCUGCACGCGGUGCACGAGGGCGCGGCCACGAACUGCGGCGACGAUGUGGUCUACGUGAUCGACCCGCUCGACAAGACGUGGCGGCAGGCCGACCGACCCUACCACAUGGCCGAGUUCAUCAACGUCGCCUCUGAGAGAGCCUCGAACUUCUUCAGCAACCUCAACGUCGACGACGACCUAGCGGACUAA
Messenger RNA from Acanthamoeba castellanii str. Neff, 588 nucleotides. RefSeq lists its product as uncharacterized. Lineage: Eukaryota; Discosea; Longamoebia; Acanthamoebidae. The coding region runs from base 1 to 588 and encodes 195 amino acids. The record is from RefSeq and is a predicted model, not a curated record. The transcript is spliced from 2 exons.